Messenger RNA from Corvus hawaiiensis (hawaiian crow), 1041 nucleotides. RefSeq names its product migration and invasion enhancer 1 (gene MIEN1). The coding region runs from base 16 to 363 and encodes 115 amino acids. NCBI's taxonomy places the organism in Eukaryota, Metazoa, Chordata, Aves, Passeriformes, Corvidae. The record is from RefSeq and is a predicted model, not a curated record. Gene Ontology annotation, biological process: negative regulation of apoptotic process; positive regulation of filopodium assembly. The transcript has 4 exons.
GCGGGAGUAGGGGCCAUGAGCGGCAGGGCCGGGGACGGGAACGGGGACGGGAACGGGGCCGAGAGUGGGGCCGAGCGGCGGGUCCGCAUCGUGGUGGAGUACUGCGAGCCCUGCGGCUUUGAGGCCACGUACCAGGAGCUGGCGAGCGCCGUGCGGGACGAGUACCCCGACAUCGAGAUCGAGUCCAGGCUGGGGGGCACCGGUGCCUUCGAGAUCGAGAUCAACGGGCAGCUCGUCUUCUCCAAGCUGGAGAACGGGGGCUUUCCCUACGAGAAGGACCUGAUCGAGGCCAUCCGCAGAGCCCGGAAUGGGGAGCCCCUGGAGAAAAUCACCAACAGCCGCCCCCCCUGCGUCAUCCUGUAGCCCCCUGGGCACAGUGGGGACCCCCCGUGCUGGCCAUCGCUGCCUUCCUUAAAUCCCUGCACAGCUGGGGGGCACGGGGGGGGACCAGGGACACCGGGGGAGUUCAGGACCCCCAUCAUGGUGCUGGGAAGGGCAGAGCUGUGGCACUGGUGGCACUGGGGGUCGUUCUGUCCCCUGUCUGACCUGCUGUGGGGUGUAGCUGUGGCCUGGGGGGGGGUCUCCCUCCUGCCUUUGCAUUCCCCCCUCGUCAGCUGCACCUCCCUGGGGGGCACAGGGGGUCCCCAGACAGGGGGGUCUCCAUGGCACCCCCAUUUCUCUGCGCUGGCCUCUCCCCUCCCUCAACCCCUGGGAAUUUGGGGGAGCCAGGCUGGGUGUUGGAGCAGCUCCCAGCAGGUUAAUUCCAAGGGGAAUCCACUGGCUGAAACUUUCCUGGGAUUGUUAAUGAUUAAAGUCCCUCUGUCACUGUUUAAUCCGGGGCAGGGGCCAUCCAUGGAAACCCCAGCCCGGCCCCACGGCCACAGGUGUGUCCAUGUCCCCCCCUCACCAUUCCCAGGCUCCUGGCUCCUGCUUCCUGCCUGGAAUGACCCUGCCCUUGGCCUCGGGGCGGGGGCCCCCCCUAUUUAUUCUAUACUGUGUAUAAACCCAACGGCCCAGGUGGAAUAAAGGAUGGAGAAUGUG